Thunnus maccoyii (southern bluefin tuna) is the source of this 2842-nucleotide messenger RNA. Its product is annotated as feline leukemia virus subgroup C receptor-related protein 2-like. The record is from RefSeq and is a predicted model, not a curated record. The transcript has 11 exons. Gene Ontology annotation, cellular component: membrane. Gene Ontology annotation, biological process: heme export; transmembrane transport. Gene Ontology annotation, molecular function: heme binding; heme transmembrane transporter activity. Bases 553 to 2061 code for a protein of 502 amino acids. NCBI's taxonomy places the organism in Eukaryota, Metazoa, Chordata, Actinopteri, Scombriformes, Scombridae.
UUUAGGAUGAGACUCCGCCCUUGAGCCUGAGGUGACCGAAUCGUUUCAAGAACCCAAAGCGGUUUUAAGUCCGGGUGGAGGGUCACAGGCGCUCGUAUACACGUGUUGCCACUCGGGAAACUCGACCUGAAAGGAUCAAAUACAUUAAUGAAAUUAUCUGUAACUUUAUGUUGAUUGAAUUGUACAGUCAGCAGGCUUAAGUUCGACUACUAAACUAACCUCCACCAGGGGAGGAAAUGAAUUGAACGGACCCGAGAAUCCCGCAAAAACUGAAAGCUGUAGAGCCUGUAUCAAGUAGUUUAUUAACUACUUAGAUUAAGAGUCUGACGCGUUCAAAUAUAUAUUUUAAAAACUAAACUUCUUCUUGUUAAAAACAUUAAGUUGUAGGCCUGUCUGUCGUUGACGUGCCACUUUCGGAAAGCGCUGAAUGUUUAGUGUUGACCCAAGAAACAGGGAGAAUUUCAGCCACUUUUUAAGUUUGAAGUGGUUUAACACGCAGUGGUCGAGUUCAAACUUUAUACUCCAUGAGUAUAUUGAAGAGACUAGUUUAAUAUGAGUGAGAAACAAGCGCUGGGAGACACAAAGCUAAACGAGGAACAAACUAAGGCGGAUUUGGAGAAGCAUGUCAAGCUGGAGGCGGAUGACGCGGCGCAAUGCGCCGAGGAUCAGAGUCAGCUGGACGGUCAUGAAACGCCGCAACCCACCCGUCUGUACAAACGGCGCUGGAUGAUUGUCCUGCUGUUCAGCUCAUAUUCACUAUGCAACUCCUUCCAAUGGAUACAGUACGGCAUCAUCAACAACAUCUUCAUGAAAUUCUACAACGUGGACACCUUCACCAUAGACUGGAUGUCUAUGAUCUACAUGUUGACAUACAUUCCCUUCAUCUUCCCGGUGACCUGGCUGCUGGACAAGAAGGGGCUCCGGGUCAUCGCGAUUGUGGCCACUGCGCUCAACUGUACAGGGACGUGGAUCAAAGUGGCAAGCGUCAGAACCGACCUGUUCGCCGUUACCUUUCUAGGGCAGUUCUGCUGCUCGUUAGCGCAGGUCUUCAUCCUCGGGAUGCCCUCGAGAAUCGCGUCAGUGUGGUUCGGUUCAAAUGAGGUGUCCACCGCCUGCUCCAUCGGAGUUUUCGGAAAUCAGCUGGGUAUUGCCAUCGGGUUCCUCGUGCCUCCCAUCCUGGUGCCUAAUGUGGAAGACUUGGACGAGCUGGCUCACCACAUCAGCGUUAUGUUCUACAUCACAGCAGGAGUGGCUACCUUACUCUUCAUCCUUGUUGUGUUUGUCUUCCAGGAACGUCCCAAACUUCCUCCGACUCAGGCCCAGGCCACAGCUCGUACCAUCCCGCCGGAGCAGUACUCCUACACCGCCUCCAUCCUCAGGCUGCUCCGCAACAAGCCCUUCAUCCUCCUCAUCAUCACUUAUGGUUUGAACGUGGGUUGUUUCUACGCUGUUGGUACCCUGCUGAACCGCAUGAUCAUCGACCAUUACCCUGGAGAAGAGGUGAAUGCUGGGAGGAUAGGCCUUACCAUUGUCAUUGCGGGUAUGGUUGGCUCCCUGAUCUGUGGCCUUUGGUUGGACAAAACCAAAACUUACAAGCAGACUACCCUCGCAGUCUAUUUCAUGUCUCUGGUCGGGAUGAUCGUCUAUGCUACUACGCUCAGUCUUGGAUACCUCUGGGUGGUAUUCAUCACUGCUGGAGCUCUCGGGUUUUUCAUGACAGGCUACUUGCCGCUGGGGUUUGAGUAUGCGGUUGAGCUGACGUACCCAGAGUCAGAGGGAACAUCCUCCGGACUCCUCAACUGUUCAGCACAGGUGUUUGGCAUUAUAUUCACCAUCUGCCAGGGGAAGAUCAUCGACAACUUUGGAACUCUGGCAGGAAACAUCUUCCUCUGUGUCUUUCUUCUAAUCGGCACAAUAGUAACAGGAUUAAUCAAAUCUGAUCUGCGGAGACAAAAAGCAAACAUGUUGGCCAAAGCAGCAGCGGAGAGGCAGAUGUCGGGACAAGACUACGGAGCCACGGCCUUAAUCUCCGAGCCACAGACUUCUCCUUCUCAAGCCUGAUCAAUAAACCCUUUCUGCUUCAAAAAAAAAAAAAAUCUCCUCAAAUCUUAGCUCAACACACUGAUGCACAAAGGGACCCUCCGACUGCCAGACCGGGAGCCUGUCUGCACCUGCUGUCGUCAACGAUGCCAGGUUUUAGACAUACACAUAGACUAAAAAAAAAAAAAAAAAAAAAAAACUUUGAAAAUGACCAUGAUUUACUUGCUGUUACAGUGAAACGUGCAGUACUUGGAGAGAACAACAGAAUCAGGACAUUUUUAAACUCACCUCCCUUCUGAGAAGAGUUAGAUGUACAAUGUUGUAUUAAUUAUUUAUAAAGAAAGUUAUUAUGCUGAUGAUAUUCUUACCGAGCCUAAAAAAUCAUUGUGCAGUCUCAGAGAUAUUUUUUUAUAUUUAAAUGUGAAUGAAAUGCUCGCACUAAAUCUGCAAAAAGACACAUCUGUGAAACUUUUGUUUGUGCCCCUCGACAAUUUUACCUGUUAGUAUUUGUAAAGUGCAUAGUUGAUUAUGUACAGUAUAUACAAAACAUUUUCCAGAAUGGAUUUAUACUGACUUUGUCAGCACAUAAACAUGUAAAUACAGUAUCCACAUUUUUAUGACUGAUUUUAGUAGAAAUUAAAUAAAUUAAUUCAUACAGGAUAUUAAAAUGGUUUCUAAUCCAUGGCAGUCGGCAGUAAGGGAAGAAAAGGACAAAUACUGAUGAUAUAAUUGUGUAAUUGUAUUUGUAACACUGUUCAUGUUUACUUAUUUAACAUGAAAUAAAACUAUUUUAUGAAGUUUA